AUGAAGAGAUUCGGCAUUGCUUCACGUGAGACCGGCCAUGGCUCUACCGCAUCCUCUCCAUUCGACAGUGAUCGUCCACGCUCAGUAGCCGCCACUCACGAUCUCAACAAUGCCACCGGUCUCAGCCGCAUCUCCAACGCCUUCGUUCCACGCAGUACUCUCCGCCGCAGCGACACUUCCCCAGUCCAACGCCAGAACUCUUUUGCUACGCGCCUCGCCAGCUUCCGCCGGCGCUACGGACCCAAUGGCAUCCGCUCAGACUCCCCAUCGAUCAGCCAGCCAACUGAUGUGAGGCUCGUUCAGGGUGGCUCACCUGUCAACUACAUCACCUCCAAGGGAUCGUCGCCCCAGACAGCAGCCACCUCGCCAAACUACUUCGUCCCUGGCCGCUCUAGCUCACUUGGCUUCACACGCUUCGAUGACUUGCCUCCAAGUCCGCUUGCUAGCCACCCAGUCACUGCCGAGGACUUCCAUUCUGUGACUUCGCGCAAUGCUGAUGAGAAGCACUUCCGCUGCACCAUCCACGUUUACGAUGGCAACAGCUACCGCGAUACGGAGCUGAAACUCAAGGGCAUGGUCGCGGAGGCUGGAGGGAAGAUGCUUGACACGACUCAUCGCUGGCCAGGAGGAUUCUUCUACAGCAUGGAGGGUGCGCUUGGUGACAACCCGCUGGAGGAUGGAACUGAGUGCCCAGGCGGUGGACGCAUCGGCGUCAUCCCAUUCGACCUUUCUGAGCCGGUGUCAUUCAAAGGUACCCGUAGCGGCAUGAUGCGCGCCAAGGUGGUGGAGAUUCCACCACGCGCUGAAUCGCGCGUCUAA
Messenger RNA from Fulvia fulva, 819 nucleotides. RefSeq lists its product as uncharacterized. The transcript has 3 exons. The record is from RefSeq and is a predicted model, not a curated record. NCBI's taxonomy places the organism in Eukaryota, Fungi, Ascomycota, Dothideomycetes, Mycosphaerellales, Mycosphaerellaceae. Bases 1 to 819 code for a protein of 272 amino acids.